AUGUCCGCUGAACAAUACUACGGGAACCAGUACGCCCAGAACCAGUACGUGCACACUAGAGACCAGUACUACUCUGCUCCGCAAUACCAACAACCACAGUACUACCAGCCACCACCACAAGGGUAUGCACCACAAGGGCAGUAUUAUCAGGCACAACCACCGCCAUACUACCAACCCCCACCACAAGUACGACAACAGCAACCUAUCUAUGUGCAGCAAGCUCCACCACAGAACGGUAACGAAGAUUGUUUGAUGGCAUGUCUUGCAGCCAUGUGUAUCUGUCUGACACUUGAUCUACUAAUAUGA
Nakaseomyces glabratus is the source of this 306-nucleotide messenger RNA. RefSeq lists its product as uncharacterized. The record is from RefSeq and is a predicted model, not a curated record. Lineage: Eukaryota; Fungi; Ascomycota; Saccharomycetes; Saccharomycetales; Saccharomycetaceae.